GCCAGGUUUAAGCAGCUGGCCACUUUCGCCGAUACGUGGCAUAGGCACGAACAACUUCCACGUUCGCCGCCAUUUUGACAUCCAGCGAAUAGUAGAGACUUCAGUGGAUUGAAGCGUUUUUACGUGAUAUUUUAUUAGAUUUUCUCGAAAAAAAACACGGCUUAUAAAACCACAAAAUGGGGAAUAUGUUUGCAAAUUUAUUUAAAGGCCUGUUUGGCAAAAAAGAAAUGAGAAUAUUGAUGGUUGGUCUUGAUGCAGCUGGUAAAACCACAAUCUUAUACAAACUUAAAUUAGGAGAAAUUGUAACAACAAUUCCCACAAUCGGAUUUAAUGUGGAAACUGUAGAAUACAAAAACAUCAGCUUCACUGUGUGGGAUGUUGGUGGUCAGGACAAAAUCAGACCAUUAUGGAGGCACUACUUUCAGAAUACACAGGGUCUCAUCUUUGUAGUAGACAGUAAUGACCGAGAGCGUAUCGGCGAGGCGCGCGAAGAACUCAUGAGAAUGUUAAGUGAAGAUGAGUUACGAGAUGCAGUACUCUUAAUCUUCGCAAACAAACAGGAUCUGCCAAACGCCAUGAACGCGGCGGAGAUAACAGACAAGUUGGGCUUGCACUCACUGCGCAACCGCAACUGGUACAUCCAGGCCACUUGCGCCACUUCCGGCGACGGCCUGUACGAAGGGCUCGACUGGCUCUCCAACCAGCUCAAGAACGCCAACCGCUAACCUCCUGUGCACACUCACAGACUAAUCUGAUUACUGAAAGAGACUAUGGUUUAAGAUAUGUUAACUUUAUUUGCUAUAAAUGAAUACAAUGUAUUAUGUGCGGUAUCAUAAAUGUAUUACUGUGUCACCCGGUGACCGAGCUCGCAUCGCAUUCUCGCCGAACCACUCGCUUUAACCGAUGCCCGACUCGAAAACUGACUUAAACAACGCGACGCUACAUAUUGAACUUUCCAAAAUAUAAUAUAACGAAUAUUAAUUUGUACAAAAAAAAAAUAUAGAGGUCAUAUGCUGUACUUAGUGCAAUGCGGUAAUCAGUCAGGGAUUGCGUUGUUUGUUCAUCUCUGAUGACGUUGAACAAAUGUAGUGUGUAAAAUGUAAAGUUAAUGCAAAAUUUCAAUUUAUUUGUUUCAAAUGUAUCUGUAAACAGUUUUUGAAUAAAUGAAACAGUGUACAUUCAAUUAAUCGCGCAUUGUGAUGUGGAUAGGUACAUUUUAUGUGUAGCUGACUCGUGAUAAAGUGAAUCACAGCAUAACUUGUUUUAUAUGUAUACUAUAAUGUGGAAUAAGUUGUCGUAAUAAAGUAUUUAAAGUUAAUUUACUUCAAUGACUUUAAUUCACUAGAUUAGUAGUAACUGCCUGUAGUGGGGGUACUAAUGCUGUGGUAACAGCUGCGGGUUGUGGUGUACCGGGGAGCAUUAAAGUUGCAUCAAUACUGAGUGGAUAUUUCUAUUCAUGGAGGUAAUAAGCAAGAGUUCCUCCUUUAGGAUCUUCGACACUUGUGUCAGAACCUAUUCACAUCGCUUUGUGGUUUUUAUCUUAUAACUUCACCUCCAGUUUAAUUUGUACUGUGGACGUUCCACUGUCUUCGAGCAUAUUCCAAUUAUUCGAACGACUUAUUGUAUGAUGAUAGUUUAUUUUUUAUUGAAGUUAACUAGGUAGAGUAAGCUGUUAUGUGUUUUACAUUCGAUCACAUUUGAAAUCAUUACAGGCGGCGUCCACCGUUAGUAGAACGGCUCGUCGUGACCUGCAUUUAUAGUUGACUUCUCAUGACGAACCGAGAUUUAAUUUAGGUGUAAUAUGUAUUAGAUGAUCAUGGUGUCAUUUUGAGGUGUCUCUGCGCAGGGAAGCAGUGCUCAGAUCUCUCAGUGGUACUUUGCUCUUACACAAUUAAUUAUAACUUAGCAUUUUUAUAAUAAUUUAGAAGAAAUUGUUAAAAUACAAUUCAAGGAUAUGAUUAUGUGGCGUGUGGUGGAGAUUUAUUUUUUAUUUUUAUGAAAAUCGAGAAGAUUCAAUGAGAGCGAAAUGUGACAUUCCGGUUUGUCUUAUGCUGUAUUAUGGAAUAAAAUAUCCUCACCAAAA
Pararge aegeria (speckled wood butterfly) is the source of this 2083-nucleotide messenger RNA. It is a transcript of the gene Arf79F, whose product is annotated as ADP-ribosylation factor 1. NCBI's taxonomy places the organism in Eukaryota, Metazoa, Arthropoda, Insecta, Lepidoptera, Nymphalidae. The transcript is spliced from 6 exons. Gene Ontology annotation, cellular component: cytoplasm; plasma membrane. Gene Ontology annotation, biological process: vesicle-mediated transport; intracellular protein transport. Gene Ontology annotation, molecular function: GTP binding; GTPase activity. The record is from RefSeq and is a predicted model, not a curated record. The coding region runs from base 177 to 725 and encodes 182 amino acids.